AUGGCUGUGGCCGAUUUGAUGGUCACUGCUUUGGGUCAGCGGCUGCUCGUAGCUUUCUGGGGGCUUCAUGUAAAUCGCGAAUGUAACGAGCCGGUGUCCGAAACAUUUCGUGUUGUUGGGAACAUGUCGUGCUCAGCUUCGGUUCUCCACUUGUGUUUUAUCAGUAUCGAUCGCUGUCUCCUUAUUGUCCGACCAGUUCAAAGCAAAGCAAUGCGAACACUGAAGAGGUUCAAGUUAGCGUUACUCAUCGCCUGGAUUGUUCCGGUUAUCUACGGCGUUUUGCGAAUGUCAGUGAGCAAGAGAGCAACUUCUUAUUCAACCGUCAUUGCCGCAGCCAUCUGUUACUUAACCAUCAUUUGCUGCUACACAUUGAUCAUUUUUAAAGUUUGGAAUCGUGACGGUGUUCACAGUCACGCAAGACAGAGUGCCUCACAAUUGGUUGAACGUCGCGUGACAGUCACGGUUGCUAUUGUUGUCGUAGUCUUCCCAAUUUGUUGGAUUCCGCUGAUGUACCUUCGCAGCGCCUAUGCCCAAAGUAAUGUUGGAGUGGCAUACAACUGGGCGAGAACACUAGCUUUGAGUAAUUCUGCAAUGAAUCCGUGGAUAUAUUGUUUUCGUAUGGAAGCAUUCCUUACGAAUUACAAACGACUUUUGAAGUGUGGCUUUGGAAACAAUAAGCGUGACGGAAGCGCUCAUUGUGAAGUUAAUUAA
This is a messenger RNA of Pocillopora meandrina, 711 nucleotides long. The record is from the annotation of a GenBank genome assembly. Lineage: Eukaryota; Metazoa; Cnidaria; Anthozoa; Scleractinia; Pocilloporidae.